Molecule: messenger RNA, 3512 nt
Organism: Sus scrofa (pig)
Lineage: Eukaryota; Metazoa; Chordata; Mammalia; Artiodactyla; Suidae
Source: RefSeq, a predicted model, not a curated record
GACCCAGCCUGGAAGGCUUGUGAGCCGGCCUUUCGUAAUUGCCCCCUCCCCGCGCCCCCCUCCCCGAGGCCUCCCCUUUCUCCAGCCCGCCCUCCCGCCCGCCCUCUCUCCCUCCCUCCUUCCCUCACAGCCGACGAGGCAGCAAUUACGCUUUGGGGAUAAAACGAGGCGCAGUGAGCAGGCUGGGGCAUUUCUCCCCGAGAUGGCGGGUCUGACAGCUGCAGCCCUGCGGCCCGGAGUCCUCCUGCUCCUGCUGUCCAUCAUCCACCCCUCGCAGCCUGGAGGGGUCCCAGGGGCUGUUCCUGGGGGAGUUCCCGGAGGCGUCUUUUUCCCAGGGGCUGGUCUCGGAGGCCUGGGAGGAGGAGCACUGGGCCCUGGAGGCAAGCCACCCAAGCCAGGUGUCGGAGGGCUCGCAGGCGCUGGCCUUGGGGCAGGGCUCGGGGCCUUUCCUGCAGGCGCCUUCCCAGGGGCUCUGGUGCCCGGCGGCGUGGCUGACGCGGCCGCAGCCUAUAAAGCUGCUGCCAAGGCUGGUGCCGGGCUUGGCGGCGUCGGUGGUGUCGGCGGCUUAGGAGUGUCUACAGGUGCAGUGGUACCUCAACUCGGAGCAGGAGUUGGAGCUGGCGCGAAGCCAGGGAAAGUACCAGGUGUGGGGCUCCCAGGUGUCUACCCUGGUGGAGUGCUCCCGGGCACAGGAGCUCGGUUCCCAGGUGUAGGGGUGCUCCCUGGCGUUCCCACUGGAACAGGAGUCAAGGCCAAGGCCCCAGGUGGAGGUGGAGCUUUUGCUGGAAUCCCAGGAGUUGGACCCUUUGGAGGUCAGCAGCCUGGAGUCCCCCUAGGGUACCCCAUCAAGGCACCCAAGCUGCCAGGUGGCUACGGACUGCCCUACAGCACUGGGAAACUGCCCUACGGCUUUGGGCCUGGAGGAGUGGCUGGCGCCGCGGGCAAGGCUGGGUACCCAACGGGGACGGGGGUUGGUACACAAGCCGCAGCAGCAGCAGCAGCAGCUAAAGCAGCAGCUAAAUAUGGUGCCCCGGGAGCCGGCGUUCUCCCUGGCGUCGGCGUCGGAGGUGUCGGCGUUCCUGGCGGGGCCGGCGCGAUUCCUGGCAUCGGAGGCAUUGCAGGGGCCGGAGCUCCAGCUGCAGCGGCUGCUGCUGCAAAGGCGGCCAAAUACGGAGCUGCCGGAGGCUUAGUGCCUGGUGCGCCAGGCUUCGGCCCAGGAGUUGGAGUCCCCGGUGUAGGCGUGCCUGGUGUUGGAGUCCCAGGUGUUGGCGUGCCAGGCGUUGGGGUCCCAGGUGUUGGCGUGCCAGGUGUUGGGGUCCCAGGUGUUGGCGUGCCAGGCGUUGGGGUCCCAGGUGUUGGAGUGCCAGGUGUUGGGGUCCCAGGGGCCGUGUCUCCAGCUGCAGCUGCUAAAGCAGCAGCCAAGGCAGCCAAGUACGGGGCCAGAGGUGGUGUGGGAGUUGGCGGCAUUCCCACUUUCGGAGUGGGUGCCGGGGGCUUUCCUGGCUUUGGUGUCGGAGUCGGAGGUGUUCCUGGAGCUGCCCUUUCCCCUGCAGCUCAGGCAGCCGCCGCUGCCAAGGCAGCCAAGCUCGGUGCUGCAGGAGCAGGAGCCCUGGGUGGGCUGGUGCCAGGUGCCGAAGGAGCAGUACCAGGUGUGCCCGGUGCUGGAGCAGUGCCAGGGGUAGGAGCCCCAGCAGCUGCAGCCGCCAAAGCAGCCGCCAAAGCCGCCCAGUUCGGCUUAGGCCCUGGCAUUGGUGUGGCUCCCGGCGUCGGUGUGGCUCCCGGCGUCGGUGUGGCUCCCGGCGUCGGUGUGGCUCCCGGCGUCGGUGUGGCUCCCGGCAUUGGCAUUGGCCCUGGCGGUGUUAUAGGAGCAGGGGCCCCGGCUGCAGCCAAAUCUGCUGCUAAGGCAGCCGCCAAAGCCCAGUUCCAGGCUGCUGCUGGGCUUCCUGCCGGCGUUCCCGGAUUUGGAGUUGGUGCCGGCGUUCCUGGAUUUGGAGUUGGUGCUGGUGUUCCUGGCUUUGGGGCAGGUGCAGUACCUGGACCCCUGGCCGCAGCUAAAGCAGCCAAAUAUGCAGGGGCGGCCGGGGCCCUUGGAGGGGUUGGAGAUCUUGGCGGAGCUGGUAUCCCAGGUGGUGUGGCAGGAGUCGGACCUGCUGCCGCCAAAGCCGCUGCCAAAGCUGCCCAGUUUGGCGUCGGGGGAGUCGGAGGACUGGGAGUUGGGGGCCUUGGAGCUGUUCCAGGGGCUGGAGCCUUUGGAGGUGUGUCCCCGGCUGCCGCUGCUAAAGCAGCCAAAUAUGGUGCCGCUGGCCUCGGAGGUGUCCUAGGAGUCACCAGGCCAUUCCCACUUGGAGGAGUCGCACCAAGGCCUGGCUUUGGACUGUCUCCUAUUUUCCCAGGUGGCGGCGCUGGGGGCCUGGGAAUUGGUGGCAAACCUCCCAAGCCCUUCGGAGGGGCCCUGGGAGCCCUGGGAUACCAAGGUGGGGCCUGCCUGGGGAAAUCCUGUGGCCGGAAGAGAAAGUGAGCUUCCCAGGACCCCUGACUCACGACCUCAUCAACGUUGGUGCUACUGCUUGGUGGAGAAUGUAAACCCUUUGUAACCCCCUCCCAUCCCAUACCCCCUCCUAAGUUCCCACCCUGGGAGAGGACAGGGCAGGCCGGGCGGCCUUGGAAAUCCACAGGGCAAGGAAACAAGAGAGUAGUGGCCAGGUGGGCCCCAGGAAGCCCCCUCCUUCAGAGGCAAGGGCUGGAUGAGCUUGGCCCCCCGCCCCCACCCCCUUCCCACCCAGGAGCUCCCCCCUCCACACACUCUCCAUCUCCAGGGGAACUUGGUGCUACAUGCUGGUGCUCUCAUCUUCCUGCGGGGAGGGAGGAGGGAAGGGCAGCCCCUUAGGGAACCCCCUCCCUGGGGCUCCUCUGAAGAUGGUGCAGACACUUCCUGGGCAGUCUCACCUCCCCCUGCCCACCAGGACCCACUUCUGGCUACGGUCUAGUUGGUACCCACACAUCGAAACCCUCAAGCUGGAUUCGGUCACUCCGUCUCUUGGCCCUCCUGGCCCCCCUCCCCUAGCAGUCGCUAUUCCCCAUGCCUGGGGCAUCUUCACGUCGAAAGACCGCCUCCCCCCGCAUUGGGAUUAGCCCCCUUGCUCUUGUGGAAUUCAUCCGCCCAUCUGUCCAGCCAGCCAGCCAUCCGUCCUUAUCCUCAGCCCCAUUUGGCCGCCCGGCACCACUAGCUGGCGGGGCACCCCACCAUCAGCUUGGUUUACCCGUCAUGGCAGCCUGUGCCCUGCCUCUGCCCCACCACACACACCCCUACGAUGGGGCCCCAGGCCCAGGGUGUGAGGGGCUGUGCCAGCUGGGGCAGCAGGAAUCUCCCCCCAACCUGGGUCUCCCCCCACGCAGUACUGUAUCCCCAUCCCUCCCUCGAGCCACUGUACUUCAGAGCAUUUUCCCCCCGCCCCGCCCAUCUCUGUGUCUCGCUGUGAUAGAUCAAUAAAUAUUUUAUUUUUUGUCCUGGA